GGCUCCCCCCCACGCCAGCUCCGCUGGUGCCCCUCACUCCCGAUCCGCGGCCCCGCCGCCUGGGGUUCUGUGGAGUCUCAGGCUUGCUGGGCUGAGAACUGUCAUUUAUUCCUGCAGGGCUCUGUUGGGGGCCGGCCUCGCCCAGCCUGGGGGCUCUGCCUGGCAGCCCCCACCCCAAGAGCUGGGAUGCAGCAGGGCGAGCACCUGUCCCUGAGCUUCCUGCCCCCCCAGCAGGUGGCGCUCUACGGGCGCGGCCGGGAUCUCUUCACCUUCAUCACUGUGGCCUCGUCCCAUAUGAUGCGGACGCUGCAGAGACCCCGCAAGAGCCGCACUGGCAAGCGGCGGGUGAACCACCGGCGGUUCCUGCACAACCAGAUCAGCAGGCAAUUCGCUGACAUUGAAGCCUCAAUGCACCGCCUGGCUUCCUCCAUCCUGGCCCAGGAGGCCCCAAGGGACCCCAUGCCCCCCGCAGAACCACGGCGUCCUGGCUCAGAGCCUCCCGACCCAGCUGCCAGCUCCUUCCUGGGCGUGGCCGAGGCCUUUGUGGCCCCGGAACCGGGGCCUGGCUGGGGCCUGAGCAUGACCUCCCUGACCCCUGACCCCAGCGACCUCUUUGACCCCAUCACCAGCCCAGAAGAUCUGGGGCUGCCCCCCCGUUGGACCCCGAUUACCCACAACCCCCUGGAGCCUAGCCAGUGUCCCCUGCCCUGGGACUCCCUGCCCACCCCGGCCACGGAUGGUGCCCCCCUCUGGGCCCCAGAUCCCCCUGGCUACCUCCCCGUCACCCCGGAGUACCCUGUCGGAGUGGCGCCAGGGGGUGGGAGUGAGAUUGGCCACCGACGCCACCACCACUGCAGCGAGCUCAUGGUCCCACGCCAGUCGAAGAACUUGCACUGCCCGGUUCGUGGAGCGGAGCACCUGGUGCCACAGCCCGAGCGCUAG
Messenger RNA from Chelonoidis abingdonii (Abingdon island giant tortoise), 942 nucleotides. RefSeq names its product chromosome 11 C19orf85 homolog (gene C11H19orf85). NCBI's taxonomy places the organism in Eukaryota, Metazoa, Chordata, Testudines, Testudinidae. The record is from RefSeq and is a predicted model, not a curated record.